AUGCAAUCAAAUUUUAGUUGCUGUCUGCUGUCGUUUCGAUUUGGUUAGAUUUGCACAUAGAUGUGAUCUGAUAUUGUGAAGUGUUUAAAGUGAAAUUUUUUUUAAAAAUAAUUUCAAAAGUAACAUAGAAAUCCAAAUCUGAAUAAUAUAUUCUUUUUCAUUAUUUUGUAUGCUGAAAGUGGAAAUUGUACAAGUUCCUUUAAUAGAGGAGAUUUCAAAAUAGAAAAAAAACCAAUUUUAAAAGAAGACACUGAUAUAUUUGAAAACAUACUACUUACUUGAAAAGAAGAUAACAAAAUAGUACACACAAAAUGGUGAACAUAGCAGACAGUGGAGGAAAAAAUAUGCCACAAGAAAUGGAACAGUUUCUUCCCGGCGAUGGACUCAAUUCUGUUACUAAGUACAAAAUACAACCUCGUAAGGAUGCAGAACAAGCACUGGCGGCGCCGGACUUUGAUCCAUUUACAGAACGCAAAAUUGAUCAUCCUACUACGGAUAGUGAAACUCUCACGCACUUAUUGAAGGCUUCUCUUGGAACUGGUAUACUUUCUAUGCCUAUUGCGUUUAUGUACUCUGGUAUUAUUAUGGGUAUUUUCGCUACAAUUUUAACCGCUUUCAUAUGUACACACUGCAGUUAUAUACUAGUGAAAUGUGCUCAUAAGCUUUAUUACAAAACGCGUCGUACAAAAAUGAGCUUUGCAGAAGUCGCUGAAGUAGCCUUCCUGAAUGGUCCAAAAUGGUGCCGUGUUUUUGCACCUGUGGCAAAAUUCUCAAUACUCUUUGGUUUGUUCCUUACUUAUUUUGGUACCUGUUCAGUUUAUACCGUUAUUGUAGCAAAGAACUUUGAACAAGUUAUGGAGCAUUGGCUUGGUUAUCAAAUAUCAUUGCGUCUAUUAAUUUCCGCUUUACUAAUUCCACUUAUUCUACUAUCUUGGGUACCUAAUCUUAAAUACUUAGCACCCGUUUCAAUGAUAGCAAAUGUUUUCAUGGGUCUCGGAUUAGGCAUUACAUUUUAUUAUCUUGUUAUGGACCUACCAUCUAUUGAAACACGAGAAUAUGCGCAUGUUUCGACAUUACCAUCAUUUUUCGCUAUUACAAUAUUCGCAAUGGAGGCUAUUGGAGUAGUUAUGCCACUCGAAAACAAUAUGGAAACACCGCGCAAUUUCUUAGGCAUAUGCGGUGUACUUAGUCAAGGCAUGUCUGGUGUUACACUUAUUUAUAUGUUUCUAGGGUUUUUGGGUUAUUUGCAUUAUGGUGACAAUACAGCGGAAAGUAUAACACUGAACUUACCAGUUCAUGAAUGGCCAGCACAAGCAGUCAAAAUACUCAUCGCUUUGGCCGUAUAUUGUACAUUCGGCUUACAAUUUUACGUUUGUCUUGAAAUUGUUUGGGAUGGAAUCAAGAAUAAAUGCACCAAACGUCCAGUGCUCGUGAAUUAUGUUAUGAGAACCGUUCUCGUUACCGCUGCCGUCGUUCUGGCAGUUUCAGUGCCUACGAUAGCUCCAUUUAUGGGACUUAUUGGUGCCUUCUGUUUUUCUAUACUAGGCCUUAUCUUUCCAGUUUUUAUUGAACUUAUUACUCACUGGGAUACUGGUUUUGGUGCAUUUAAUUGGAUACUCUGGAAAAAUGUUAUUAUUGGUGUAUGUGGAGUUGCUGCAUUGGUUUUUGGCUCAAUGAGCGCACUUAAAGACAUUGUGAAGCUCUACACUACCGAGCCAGAAAGCAGUACAUAGGAAUGAACAUAGUUCAGAGCUCACAGUGCAGAUGUUUAAUA
This is a messenger RNA of Teleopsis dalmanni, 1774 nucleotides long. It is a transcript of the gene path, whose product is annotated as proton-coupled amino acid transporter-like protein pathetic. Bases 312 to 1733 code for a protein of 473 amino acids. Gene Ontology annotation, cellular component: vacuolar membrane. Lineage: Eukaryota; Metazoa; Arthropoda; Insecta; Diptera; Diopsidae. The record is from RefSeq and is a predicted model, not a curated record. The transcript is spliced from 10 exons. Gene Ontology annotation, biological process: amino acid transmembrane transport. Gene Ontology annotation, molecular function: amino acid transmembrane transporter activity.